AUGACCGACUCAAUCAUUCUGUCGUUGACCGACCAAAUUAGACAGGAGAUCUCUGGUGAGGCUGUCUCUCCUGGCCACCAACAUGCUCGGCUUCUUCAACUCGCCGAUGAGUUGAAAUUGGCCAUCGAGACCCCCACCGAGACCGUUCUCCGUUUGAUCUACCAGCCCCCAGAAAAUGCUGCUCUGCGCACCGUUGUAGAUAUGGGGAUCUUCCCACUCUUGAUCAGAGACGGCCAGAAGAAUGGCCUUACUGCGACGGAUAUAGCUCUCUGUACUGGAGCAGACAGAGCAUUGAUCGUUCGCCUGAUGAGAGUGAUGAGCGCCCUCGGUCUAUGCACAAACAUCGAGCCAGAAGUCUACCGACCCAAUGAGAAGACUAUCACAAUGACGCAGCCCAUAGGCCAAGAUGGAGUCCCUUGCAUCAAGCUCCCAGAGUACCUCCGAGAGCACAGCUAUAGCAACCCCGAAGAAUAUGCCUCAUCUCCCAUGCAAUGGGCCGUUGGACAGAGCCAGUUUGAGUGGCUUGCCAAGAAUAAACGCCACCAAGCUCUCUUCAACUCAUACAUGUCCAGUCGACGAGAAGGAAAACCCAAUUGGUUUGACGUCUACCCCCUGGACAGACUAACAGACGGGGCAAGUGCCCACCCGGAAGCUGUAUUCCUGGUUGACAUUGGCGGGAACCAAGGUCAUGAUCUCGGGAAGUUUGUCUCCGAGUACAGACCGAAGCCGGGCCGACUUAUCCUACAGGAUCUGCCUAAGAUUGUUUCAACAGUUGACCGAACUGGAAUUGAGACAAUGGGAUACAGUUUUCUGGACCCACAGCCCGUGAAAAAUGCACGCGCAUAUUACUUCCGGGCUAUUUUCCACGACUGGCCAGACCACAUUUGCCAGAAGAUUCUCUUGAACACAGCUGCAGCUAUGGACCCCACGUACUCGCGCAUCAUCAUUGUGGACUUUGUUCUCCCUGACACCAAUGCGGGACGAAUGCAGUCUGCAAUGGAUAUCCAAAUGAUGAGCAUUGGUGCGGGAGUGGAGAGAUCGAAGCGUCAGUGGACUGAGCUUUUGGCUAGUGUUGGGCUGAUGAUCAGCGGAAUCUGGAACUCGAGUCCAGGAAUGGAGUCGAUCAUCGAGGUUGUUCCCGCUCUUGGCGCGUCCGUGAGUGAGCUUGAUUAA
Molecule: messenger RNA, 1173 nt
Organism: Penicillium brevicompactum
Lineage: Eukaryota; Fungi; Ascomycota; Eurotiomycetes; Eurotiales; Aspergillaceae
Exons: 5
Coding region: 1-1173 (390 amino acids)
Molecular function (GO): O-methyltransferase activity
Source: RefSeq, a predicted model, not a curated record